AUGAUUUACCAGGAAGAGAAAUUAGAGCCUCUGAAGAACACAAUGGAUGAUCCACGUAUUCGACUGUUGAAUAGAUUGUAUGCAAAGAAAAGAAAGGAAUUGAAAGAACGAGAGAAACUUAAGAGUAUAGAGGUUGAAGAACGUGUUGACGAGCGUUCUGUGGAUGACCUUUUAUCGUUUAUUAAUGGCAGAGAUCCCAAGGUGGUAAAGACUUCCAAGAACAAAAAGAAGAACAAGAAAAGGAAGGAGCAUAAGAAUGGUACAUCAAAUGGAACAUGUGAAGCUUCCAAGAAGGAGUCACAUAAUUUGCAUUCCAAACAACGAAGUGCUCAAAUUGUUGACGAGACUGCGUCUAGCUUGGGAGGGUUAUCUAACUUACUUAGUGUGGAAGAUGACAUAUUUACACCAAAGGCUGAGUUUGAAGAUGGCUAUAUAGAUGAUGAAAUUGAUCCUGUUUUAAGGGAAAUGCUUGACAGAGAAGUAGAAGAUUUUGCUCGGAGAUUGAACUCUAGUUGGGUUCUAUCAUUAGGACAAGAAAGACAGCCCGUGCACUUUUCCAUAAACGGCAAUGGGACUACAAGGCGAUUGACAGGUCCAGCUGCAGGACACAAAUAAAGCUGAAAACGCUAGCCCAAUGGCUGGAACAGUUUUGGUGAGAUCCCCACAGUUAGAAUGUAAGCAAUUAGAGAGAGUGGUGUUCCGGUCUCCGGCGUUUGAUGUGUCUUCCUGUAAUAUUUUGCCUUGUUUUUUUUCCACAAUCUGCUUUCUUUCUUUCUUCUCCGUUAGUCCGAGAGGUAGGAUGUAGUUUUCUUACCUGUUUUUUUUUGUAGUUACCAACCUUUGUAUACCAUUUCUUCUAAUUCAGAAUUAGUGAAAUGAAUUAGUUGGUGGGCUCAUCUGUUGGUUAUCUCUGUAUUUUCUUAAACUCAAGAAUAAUAUGAAGAAAAUGAUUCCAUUGUCUUUAUCAUCAUAAGCCUCACAAAAUGAGAAGGAGAGAAAAUAACCCAAAGCAUCAGUCACCCUCACACAAAUUGGUUUUACAAAUAUUACAUACAUCGUAUAUACAGAUGUGAUGAAGAUCUUUGCAGCUUUAUGUUGUUGUUGUUCUUCUUCUUGCUCUGUAGCUUUUCAGGUAACGUUGGGGUCACUCACACUGCUUAUGGUUUUGUAUGGCAAGCCUAUGCCAGACUUUGGUGGAGUUGAUGAGGAAGGUUAUCAUGCCCAGCCCCAUCCCGCUGCACUGGUAAAGAUGGAGGAGAUGAGCGGAUUGAUUUCUCUUCUGUUGCACUUGAUGAGGCCUCAGAUCCUCCAAAGUAUGACAGUGUACCAGCAGAGCGAGAAGAGCUGGUUCGUGAUGUUUUCUCUUCCUCCUCCUCACCUUCCUCCCACUCGCUUUUCCCCUUUGAACUUCUUCCACUCUGCAUUUCUGAAUUGGUGCUACUUUUUGAGGACACAAGCCGCUGAAAGUCAGAUAAUAGAGCUGAGAGAGCUCUGACUUCAUCCAUUCUAGCUUCCCUUGUGUGGAUGAGAUGUCCUCUGCAGAGAAACCGUAUAUGACAAGUCGCUGAUGCAUGUUGGCAGAUGAAGAUGGCUUUCCUUGACCUCAAAUCCUCCAUUUUCCUGCAUAUUGAUUGAUCACCACCAAUGUCAAAUUCGAGAUGGGUAAAAAGAAACAGGUUAACACAAAAGCCUGGGGAAGCCUUAAGGACACAAUACGUUGAAUAGUGUUUGUCUGCAGCUGCUCCCAUUAUGAACUUCCUGACUCUCUUCUCAGAAAUCAUCUGCAAAAUUCCCUUCUCGAUCGAGUCCAUCUCAACACACAGCUUCUCGGCUUGGACCUGCAAAACCAAUCUCCUCUUAGAAAUGGCGGAAAAUCUCAUGUCGCAUAAAGUAUAUGUAUAGUAAUUGUACCCCUUUGUGGCGGCAAAAUCCAAGCAUCGAAUUUGGUACCCAACAGGGAUCAUCUGAGCAGGUUGAUGCACAAGAACGAUACAGAUCUUGUUCCCUUCGGAGUUAUCUAUUGCCCAGGCGAGAUUUGACUUGUUCUUCGCUGUUUCUCUCCCUAGUGCAACGUAUAUUCUCUCCUCCACCACGGCUUCUUCUUCUUCCUCCAUGUUCGUCUCUCUCGCUCCCUCAAACUCCAUAUUUUUCUCGGGUGAAGAAUUGUCGGAAAAUCUUAAGAAUGGCUGGUUCGUUCGAGACAAGAGGCUCUUUUGUUUUGUCUUCUUCCCAAAUAUUUGAAUAAUUUUGGACUCAAGAAAGCAAAGAUCCGAUGGAGGCAUGUGUCAUCCCCCUUUCUGGUGUUGCUCUGUUCUUUCGAAUAUUCCAUCUGGAAUUUGUAUAUGUAUUAUUUCUUGUGUGUUUUUUUUUACUUUUAUGCCCUCGAGUGUCAACGACCGAAUCAAAACUCGAGGAGGUAAUCAAUGUCUAUGAUUUUACCCAUUUAAAAU
Molecule: messenger RNA, 2450 nt
Organism: Thlaspi arvense
Lineage: Eukaryota; Viridiplantae; Streptophyta; Magnoliopsida; Brassicales; Brassicaceae
Source: the annotation of a GenBank genome assembly